This is a messenger RNA of Clupea harengus (Atlantic herring), 5199 nucleotides long. It is a transcript of the gene usp43b, whose product is annotated as ubiquitin specific peptidase 43b. The record is from RefSeq and is a predicted model, not a curated record. Lineage: Eukaryota; Metazoa; Chordata; Actinopteri; Clupeiformes; Clupeidae. Gene Ontology annotation, biological process: protein deubiquitination. Gene Ontology annotation, molecular function: cysteine-type deubiquitinase activity.
UUCAAUAGACCGAGAAAAUCAAAGCAUUUAAUUUUGUGUGAUAUAGUGCGUAACCAAUUUAGUGCCUUUAAAUGGUUAACUGUUAAAUUGAGUGGGGGGAUGUUUUCGUGCUUGGCCUGAGGUGAAAUGUAGCUAGGUGAAGCCUACUGCCAGUUCAGCGCGCUUUACAAAAACCUCCAACUGCGAGCGUGAUCAGCGGGAGGAUCACUACGUGCAAACACUGGGCGCGGCGUCCCUCUCGCGCGCAGAGAAUGACAGCUCCAGCGAGUCUGAACUGUCGGAAUGCUCGAGACGUGGAAAUGUUCAUGGCUGUUUUCCCCCGUGCCUUGGCACCGUUUGUCCGUGCCAUCAUAGUUAAACCUCUGCCCGUGCUGUCCCGCUUUUUGGCUGAAAGACCUUAACUGCAGACAGGUGGAGAAGCUUUCCCCAGAACUGCCUCAGAUUUUCUCUCUGUGAGUAGUGAAGGCUCUUCGGAUAGUAAUGGAUACGAGAGAGACCAAAGCAAAAGACGAAUCAAUGAAAACCAAGACCGCGAAGAACAAAGAGAAGAAACAAACUGCAGCAAAGUUGUUUCGAAAGAAAUCUUUCAAGUCAGUGGGAAGUCUUAUGAAUAAAAUUCUGAAAACUUUGGGCACAUGGGCUCAUGUCGGGGACGCUGAACCGGGGGAUGGAGAAGAUGAUGACGGGGGAUUUCGGGACGGUACACCUUGCACGCUCAGUGCGAACUCAGGAUAUAUGAAAGAGGACAUCCAGGUCGCGUCCGAGCGAUUGACGAAAAAAAGUUUCACGGUUUCAUCCCGUAACUCCCUCAAAGAAAGAUUGUCCUUGUCUUACGGGGACAAAACUCCAGGUGUCCUUGGUUUGAAAAACCACGGAAACACUUGCUUCAUGAAUGCAGUUGUACAGUGUUUAAGUAAUACCGAUUUACUGGCGGAAUACCUUUGCCUUGAACGGUACAAAUUGGAUUUCAGUGAAAGGAGAAUCAAUGGAAUUGUAAAGACUGAAGACGUGCAGUCUGCCCAGGGAGAGGUGACCGAGCAGUUGGCGUCUCUUGUUAGGGCGCUAUGGACUCUGGAAUACACUCCUCAGUUAUCCGUGGAAUUUAAGAGUAUUGUGUCCAAAUAUGGCACUCAGUUCCGGGGAAACUCCCAACAUGAUGCCCUGGAAUUCCUCCUCUGGCUCUUGGACCGUGUUCACGAGGACAUCAAUCCCACCUACACAAACAACCAAAACAAGGGGAAAGCUUCUGGAAAGGGCCUGGGAGGACCAGAGGGGGCGCCAGUGGGGGAUGCUCUGAUCCCACAGCAGCCGGGAGAACGCCACAGCUUUGUGCAGGAACACUUUCAGGCACAGUACAAGUCAUCGCUGACAUGCCCUCAUUGCCUUAAACAGAGUAACACCUUUGACCCCUUCCUGUGCAUCUCACUUCCCAUCCCGCUACGACAGACCAGGCCUGUGUAUGUGACCCUGGUGUUCAGCACCAAAGGCCAGCGGUACCUGCGCGUGGGGCUGGCCAUGCCUCUGUUCGGCUCCCUGGCCUGCCUACGCCGGACGGUGGCGGAUGAGGGGAAGAUCUCUCCAGACCAGGUGAUCCUGGCAGAGAUCUACUCUACUGGCUUCCAGCGCUCCUUCUUCGAUGAGGAUGACCUGACCAGUGUUGCAGAGAACGACAUCAUCUAUGCCUUUCAGGCCUCCCCCCUCUACAUCAGGGGAGGCUCUGCGCGAAUCUCAGGGUACCACCACAGUCUCCCCUCCUCCCCCUACUCCACCUCUGGGCCUGAGGGUCAGAGGUUACCUGCCUCAGGGGCGCUGUCGUCUGAGUUCCUCAACCAGGGCAUCCCUGGGAAGGUGCUCCUGCUGGUCUGCAAUGCGGCAGGAACAGGCCAGCAAGCUGUCAGGUUUGGACCCCCAUUCCUGAUGCGAGAGGACAGGUCUGUGUCAUGGGACCAGCUGCAGCAGAGCAUCCUCAGCAAGCUCUACUACCUGAUGAUCAACGGAGCACAGGCUCAGAGCUCCAGGGUGCUGUUCAGGAUCCGUGUGGUGGGGGGAUCAGCCUCGUACAGCUACCUCUCCCCUCAGGAUGGACGGCCUCUCUGUCACCCAGCUGUGGAUCGAGCACUGAAGCUGUGUGGCUCUGGUGGACCGCGCCAUGUGAAGCUGGUUGUGGAAUGGGAGCAUCACAUCAAAGACUGCCUGUUUGGGAACAUCCAGGAGGAGGUGGUGAAGGAUGCUGAGAGUGUGCGCUCCCAGCAGCAGCAGCACGUGCUGCAGUACAGCUGCACCCUGGAUGAGUGCUUCCAGCUCUACACCAAAGAAGAGCAGCUGGCUCCAGACGAUGCGUGGAAGUGCCCAUACUGCCAGCAGCUGCAGCAGGGCAUGGUGCAGAUGAGCCUGUGGACGCUGCCCGACAUCCUCAUCCUGCACCUCAAGCGCUUCCGGCAGGUGGCUGACCGGCGCAACAAGCUCUCCACGCUGGUGCGUUUCCCCCUGGCCGGCCUGGACAUGGCCCCCCACGUGGUGAAGAGACAGCAGGGAGCAGCCCCCCUGCCCCACCAGAGCCAGCAGCCCCCACAGCUGCCACGGCCACCCCAGCAGCAGCAGCAGCAGCAGCAGCAGCAGCAGCAGCCACAGCCACAGGACUUCCUGUACGAUCUGUACGCCGUGUGCAACCACCACGGAGGCAUGCAUGGGGGCCACUACACAGCUUACUGCCGGAACUCGGUGGACGGCCAGUGGUACAGCUACGAUGACAGCAGUGUGGAGACAGUACCUGACGGGGAGGUGUGCACGCGAGGGGCCUACAUCCUCUUCUACCAGCGCCGCAACACCAUCCCAUCCUGGUCAGCCAGCUGUUUACUCAGAGGCUCCACCAACUCUAGCUCUUCAGACCACUGGCUCAUUCGUCUGGCAGGGGACAGUCCCCCUGCUCCUGAUUCUCCUGUCUUUCAGGAGAAGUUGGCGAGCACGGACACAGAGGGCUUUGAGAGCAGACCGUUGGCUCGUGGGACUCAAGGCAGGAGCGUGAGCAUGCGCUCGCCCACCAGGCACAGCAGAGAUGGCCUGGGCCGCAUGUUGCCCCUGCGCUGGUCCUUCGGCUCCAAGGACCGCCAGAAACACACGGCCCCCGGAGUUAUGCCUGGUGAGUUGGUGGAGUACCUGGAGUCUGGCCGACGGCCCCGGUGCAUCAAAGAGCCCAUCAUCCCCCUUGUAGCCAGCCCACCCACAGGCAAGGCCCAGGUGCUCCGAAGGAAGCCAGAAUCGACCACUUCCCCGAGUAGGGGAAGAGAGUCUCCACGGGUGCCGGAGGGUCAGUGCCGGAGGACCUCCAGCGGCCCAGAACAGGCCAGUGCGAGCAGCAGGGACGAUAGUUCUCUAAGCAGGAGGAGUUCCAGGAGGACUGGAACCAGGAUCGCUCAGGACCCUCAGGCCCCUCCCAGAGGCUCCUUGGCUGGGCCCCAACCUAGCCAGGCCCACCCUAACCUCCCCACCAUCGGCAAAGCAGCCGCCACAGCGAGCACCGCUCCGUCCAACAGGGACUCGACUCUGAAGCGUGCCAAGACCCAGCAGGGCCCACAGGGGCUCAGCAGGACCGGGUCGCCAGCCGAAGCACCAGCCCAGGCAGCAGAGCACCGGACUGGGACCAAGAGUGAGGAGACCGGGGCCCAGCUGAAAAGCUCUGUGUCCCUCCUUCAUAAGAAGAAAGACCAAGGUCCACACAGACCCAGAGAGCAUGAGGAUAAGCUCCCCAAUGGGAGUUCAUCCACCAGAUCCCUCACCUCCAACGGGUCCCUGACUGGCGCCGCCCUGGAGGACAAACGCGCCAAUGGCUCGGUUCUGCCCUUCAGAGGGCCCUGCGCGCGCCAUGGCAAAGCAGCGAUGUCCAAUGGCAGGAGGUGCCAUGGCGGUGCCACGGCUGCUGCCAAUAAUGCAGACAUAAAGCGAGCUCACAGCUCCUCGAGCCUUCAGGCGAAGUUAGGCGGCAGCCUGCACAGGACGGCGUCGCUCCAGAGGAAUGGUCAGUUUGGCCCGUCAGCAUUGCCCCACACCUCGGUGAUGGACAGGCCGUCCUACGCCACUUUACAACGGACUCGCUACAGCACCACCUCCCUGGGCAGGCCCCGGAGAGUUCCCGAAUCAUGCUUCUAAAUAAACUGCACUGGACCAGUAGCUACCAACCUAGCUAAUUGUAUUGCACACCAAGCAGCCAAGUAAUAAUCUAGGGCCAGUUUCUGAAUAGUCCCAUAGUAUAUGAGCAUUGUCACUCAUUUGUUAUUGGCGAUCUACAUAAAUUCUAAAGAGACAUUUGAUUUCUUUUGUUAAUCACUUCUGGAUAGAGAAUUGUUUAGCCCAGGAUACAGCUCAUGUCAUAUCCACCCUUCUUGUUAUUGUUUUUUGAGGUUGUUCUUCAAUUAUGUGUUAGUAUGGGCCACAAUGCAAGCUUCUUAGCCACAGUUUUCAUUAUGAUUUAAUUCUAAGGAGAGAUUUAACGACAAUGCUUUUGACAUUUCCAAAGGAGAAGAAAGACAACAGUGGAUCAAAAAGAGGCUCCUGUCUCUACUAAGUCCACCAUGUUUGUCCCUGGUGGUUAGGUGUUUUAGCUGCAAGCUACUGAUGGAGUUUUCAGGUUGUCCGUCUCCAAAUGGUAAUAAAUUAAAACAUUUCGUUAUAUAAUUCUUAAAUUAUGGUCAGGUUGAGAAGAGCCACAAAUAAAAUAUAGAUUAAAAUACAUGUAUAUGGCAUUAGACAUAAGCACUGAGUUUAAACAUGGUCACUGAAGUUUUUGUUGUUAUUGACUUACUUUUCAGAAAUAUAUCACUUUGGCUUUCACUGCCUUAUGUACAUCCAGUUCCUUCCAUUGUCUACCAAACAGUCCGAGGGUAAUCACUGCAUUACACAUUGCAUGGCCAUGAGUUCACCAUUUUUCAUAGUGCUUUCAGUCUUUUUGCAUCCAUUAAAGUAAGGACCCAGGUCCAUGAUACAUCACUUAAGAUGUACUGUAACUCUGCAUAGUAUUUAUAGAGCACUCCUACAUACAUUAGCAUUAUCACUGUGUGGGUGUAUUUGAUAUAUAAGACACAGUCCUUAUUCAGUUGGUACAUGUAAAACUACACUACAAAAACACACACAACACAUUGUUCAUUUUGCUUAUAUGUUGUCACCUCUGUUUUUGAUUGUUUGUUUUUCUUUUUUAUAACAUAU